GGCUGGACAUCCAUCCUGGCUCCCAACUGGUACCCUUGAGGUUUUCCUGGGAUCAGCUGCAUUCCUCGGCAAAAGUAUAUUGGGCAAUCAGCUGGGAGAAUAACUGAGACAUUGAAUCAGGAAAAUAUUACGGUGACUUCCCAAGUAUGGCUAGCCACAAUACCUCGAGGAAUUCCUCUUGUGAUCCCAUGCUGACACCCCACUUAAUCAGCCUCUACUUUGUAGUGCUCAUUGGAGGGCUGGUGGGUGUCAUCUCCAUUCUGUUCCUGUUGGUGAAAAUGAACACCCGGUCAGUGACCACCAUGGCGGUCAUUAACUUGGUGGUGAUCCAUAGCGUUUUUCUACUGACAGUGCCAUUUCGCUUGAUCUACCUCAUCAAGGAGACUUGGACGUUUGGACUGCCCUUCUGCAAAUUUGUGAGUGCUAUGCUACACAUCCACAUGUACCUCACGUUCCUGUUCUAUGUGGUGAUCCUGGUCACCAGGUACCUCAUCUUCUUCAAGCGCAGAGACAAAGUGGAAUUCUACAGAAAACUGCAUGCUGUGGCUGCCAGUGCUGGCCUGUGGACCCUGGUGAUUGUCAUUGUGGUACCUGUGGUUGUCUCCCGGUAUGGAAGUAAUGAGGAAUACAAUGAAAAGUACUGUUUUAAAUUUCACAAAGAGCUUGCUCAUGUGCAUGUGAAAGUCAUCAACUAUAUGAUAGUCACUUUUGUCAUAGCCAUUGCUGUGAUUCUCUUGGUCUUCCAGAUCGUCAUCAUUAUGUUUAUGGUGCAGAAGCUACGCCACUCCUUACUAUCCCACCAGGAGUUCUGGGCUCAACUGAAAAACCUAUUUUUUAUAGGGAUCAUCCUUGUUUGUUUCCUUCCCUACCAGUUCUUUAGGAUCUAUUACUUGAAUGUCGUGACACACUCCAAUGCAUGUAACAGCAAUGUUGCAUUUUAUAAUGAAAUCUUCUUGAGUGUAACAGCAAUUAGUUGCUAUGACUUGCUUCUCUUUGUCUUUGGGGGAAGCCAUUGGUUUAAGCAAAAGAUAAUUGACUUAUGGAAUUGCGUUUUGUGCCGUUAG
This is a messenger RNA of Saimiri boliviensis boliviensis (Bolivian squirrel monkey), 1064 nucleotides long. Lineage: Eukaryota; Metazoa; Chordata; Mammalia; Primates; Cebidae. The record is from RefSeq and is a predicted model, not a curated record.